Messenger RNA from Amphiprion ocellaris (clown anemonefish), 4169 nucleotides. RefSeq names its product ADP-ribosylation factor interacting protein 2b (gene arfip2b). Gene Ontology annotation, biological process: regulation of Arp2/3 complex-mediated actin nucleation; intracellular protein transport. Gene Ontology annotation, molecular function: protein domain specific binding; phospholipid binding. NCBI's taxonomy places the organism in Eukaryota, Metazoa, Chordata, Actinopteri, Pomacentridae. Gene Ontology annotation, cellular component: trans-Golgi network membrane. The transcript is spliced from 10 exons. Bases 322 to 1500 code for a protein of 392 amino acids. The record is from RefSeq and is a predicted model, not a curated record.
AUUCCACGGUGGCGUCAGUUCCGUAAAGCGUUCCUGCUGUCUUCAUUAAACAGAAGAUACGGGAUUAUUUACGAAGAGUCCGAAGACCAGCGCAGCUAAAACAAGAUUUUACCCAGCAAUGUCACUGAAAUAUUCCUAAACAAGAGCACGGCAUUGUUUCUGAAGGGCAGGUUUUUCCUCGGACUGACGGAAGAGCCAGCAGUCUCCUCUAAGCCGCGCAUGAACUGGGAUGCACUGCCGUUAGCCUGUUAUUAGCUUUCGCAUUAGCUUCCCGAACAGCUCCUUUUUUACGACGGGACCAAGCACACCACAGAGUGCAUUAUGACAGACAGCAUUAUGAGUAAAGCUGCCACGAUGGAGAUUCCUAUCAACAGUAAUGGCGACACAGGGACACUACCGGAAGACGACAGCCUUGAACAGGCUGCAAAACUGCAGUGGAGCUUAGAUGAGAAGGUAGGGAGCUCCAGAGGCACCAGGGACCUACAGCAGGUGAUGGUGUCGGGUCCCAAUCUCAAUGAGACUAGCAUUGUGUCUGGGGGCUAUGGAGGAACAGCAGAGGGUAUUAUCGCCACCAGCUCAAUCAAAGACCUGCGUAUGAAGGCCAGGCGAAGUAGUGUUCCCUCAAGCAGUUCUUCCAUCUGCCACAUAACAAGCCAAUCACAUGACCACAAAGGUUCCAACAUGCACCACAGCAGCAGCAGCUCUUCAAUGACAGCAGAAGAAACGACCCGCGGUGUAGCUGUGGAAAAACUAGAAACAAUGAGGAAAUGGGGUCUCAACACUUACAAGUGCACAAAGCAAAUGAUCUCCGAGCGUUUUGGACGGGGUUCCCGGACCGUGGAUCUGGAGCUGGAGGCUCAGAUUGAGGUGUUGAGAGACACUAAAAGGAAAUAUGAGAGUGUGCUGCGAUUGGCCAGAGCGCUGACCAACCAUUUCUACAACAUGGUGCAGACGCAGCAUGCGCUGGGUGACACCUUUGCUGACCUCAGUCAGAAAUCUCCAGAGCUACGAGAUGAAUUUGGCUACAAUGCAGAGACUCAGAAGCUACUGUGUAAGAAUGGGGAGACUUUACUUGGUGCCAUUAACUUCUUUGUGUCCAGCAUCAACACAUUAGUCAACAAGACCAUGGAGGACACUCUGAUGACUAUCAAGAUGUAUGAGAAUGCAAGACUGGAGUUUGAUGCCUAUCGGUCAGACCUUGAAGAACUGAGUAUGGGUCCAAGGGAUGCUGUAACCAUGGCCCGUAUCGAUGCUGCUCAGCAACAGUACCAAGUCCAUAAGGAAAAGUAUGAACGUCUUCGCUCAGACGUUACCAUUAAACUGAAGUUUCUGGAGGAGAAUAAGGUGAAGGUGAUGCAUAAGCAGCUCCUCCUCUUCCAUAAUGCCAUCUCGGCGUACUUUGCUGGCAAUCAGCAGCAGUUGGAGCAAACACUGAAGCAGUUCAACAUAAAGUUGAGGCCCCCAGGGGCCGACAAGCCCUCCUGGUUAGAGGAGCAAUGAGAGGCGCCGCUGAGCCUCCUGCAGCCUCCUUCUCAACCACUUCCAUCUGUUGAAACCCCCAACUUACAGAGGACCACUACAGAGGAAACGUAUACCGAUUGAAUGGGUGGAUGACAAUAUGAGAUGAGUGUGUGGCUGGAUGAUUGGACAGAUGAGGGAGGAUUGGACUGAUGAAUUACAGGGUUUUAUUGAUGAAUGGGCUAAAUGCAGCAGGAAAUAAAGUGGCCAGUUUCAUGAACAGUCAGGGGCUUUUAGUGCCUCUCUUCCCAGCUUCCCUUUUUUCCACUUUAACCUCUCUUUGUGCUCUGUUCCUAGAAAAACUGUCCCCUUUCUCCCUUCUCUUUCCCCUACUUGACUUCACCCCCUUCUGUCUCAACACUGUUCUGUUGUGUGAGCUUGCGUUAGCCAUGCUUAUGGUUAUUAUUGUACUUCUCAAGUGCUCCCAGUGCUCUGAGUUAAACUUCAACCCCCCACCAUCUUAUGUAGUACCAGAGACUGAUGGGGGAAAAAAAAAAGGAAAAUGGUAAAACCAUUAAAACACACUCAGAUGUAACUAAACACUACUUCCAGACCUUAUCACUCUCCUAGUGUGCCUCCUUAUAUUUGAGCUAAUACAUUAAAUGAAUAUGUGGCCUGUGGGAAGAAAGAGAACUACAGCAACACAUCAAGGGGAUUUGUGUGGUACACAGGAAAGAAAUGCUCAGACACUUCAAAUCAAUGUACAUUUCAAAUUAAGUACUGUUUCACUUUUGAAAUAAAUAUAUGAUUGUUUGUAGCUUAUAAAACACAAUGUUGUGUUUAGCUUUUAAUUAAUUUAACAUCUCAUUCCUUUAUUUUCUUAUUAUUCUGCUUCUGGUCAGCUGUACUGUAUGUCCUGUGUUUCGGAGUGAAUACUGUUUGGGUAAUAUGUGCUGGUGUUUUGGACUGACGCACCACAGUGCUUGGUCUGUAAUUAUCCAAAACGUUGCAGAUUUUUUUCUUGUAACCUGAAAAUUCUUUGUCUUCAACUCAUAUAUGCAGCAAUCAUUUAAGGAACACUGCCACGGCUUCCCAAAGUUACACUGGUUCGGGUCUUUACUAAUUGUACUUUAUUUACCCAAAGAGAACAGAUAGAGAUGCUUAUUGGAUGACGACCCUCGCUAUGUUUACAUGGGUUGUUUAGGAAAAUUCAUUGGUUGUAGGUGGAGUAUAUGAUUCUAAUCUUAUACAAUGUUUGUCAAAUUCAGUGAAUAUCUCCUCGUGGUUCAUUCUGUGUGUGCUGAAAAACAUCCAAGGGGCAAAAAGGAAGGAUAAAUGCAGUAAAACCUGGAACAUGCCAACAAUCUAAAAAUCCUAAAAAAAACAGAACUACCUAAAGCUCAACAAUCUUUCUUCAAAAUCACAGAUUCCACCUUCACACUUCACUGUGUUAUCUGCUUUUGUAAAAGUGGGUUUGUCCAGUCAAGAUCCAGCAAAUGUGAUAGAAUCCCUUCAUUAUUGACUGUCAUUGGACUGUAUCGGAAAAGAAUUUAUUAGAUUUUCUUUGUUUACAUGAUGCAUUGAAAUGUGUUUGUGUCUUAAGUUUGAUUUGUCUCUUAAACGUUAACAACUUUGACAUCUAGGAUCAUAUCAGUCCUCCUAAAGCAGAAGAUAUUUGUCUAUGGUUACCUUUCUUCACACUGAAGAUUACUGUAGCUGUCUAAUAUUACUCAUUUUAAUAUGUGAGCUGAAAGUCUUGUAAUUUAGUAUUUGGGGAGUAUGAUAACACUAAUGAUUCAUCUGUUGUUUUAUCUUCUUGAAAUGAAACUUAGUUUUAGUAGUAAACAAUCACCAAAUGUUGACAAUUAAAAGACCAUAUUACCCCAAAAUAUUGACAUGGCAGUACAGACUUCAUGUUUUUUUUUUAAAUUCAUCAUUGUAUUUAUUAUGUUCAAUGCGAAUUUAUCUGUUGAAAUCAACUGAAAACUAUUCGUUAUGAUUCUGACAAUGUGCAAAUGACGACAUACUAAGACGAAAAUAUGCCUCAGGCUGAACAAAUGUGUAAUUGAUAAACUCCAAAAAUAUUCUUCAUAGACCGUUGUUUAAUUUCCUAGUGUGCAACGUCUGCAGUCAGCUGAAGAAAACCCCAUAUAGAGAAUGUUUAACUGUGCUGCAUUUAACUCACGAGAGCCUCUAGUAACAGAAUGGAGCGCUCUAUGAAUUCUCCAUCAGUUGACGGGUUCGUCCUCCAGCUUCUUGUCUCCUCUGUAUUUGCAUGGCAGGCAGUGAUCCAAAGUUUAGGUGGAGAUAUGUGUGCUUGCACUGACGCUCUCCUCUUGGCCUUCUGUGUGCCAGCUUGCAUGGACUGGCGUAAUGCCAUGCUUAUGGUUGUUGGAUUAAAUUUUGAAACUGGCUGAAGCAGAAACCAAGAUUUGGGUUUACUUUUAAUGCUGCAGUUUAAAGGACAGUUAUGAAAAGAGAUGGAUUAGACUUUUAAUGAAAUGAUGGAAUCGACUCUAAAACUUGUGUGGCUUCUGUUUUCUGAAUUUUAUCUCUCAGUGUGUUAAAUAUUUGUAUUUAGUUUGGCCUGAACAAGUCAUUCAAUAAGACGUUGGCCUCACAUGUGGCUGAAAUUGCAAUUUCACAGGCCAGCUCUUGGUGUUUGACCACCACAAAGCAAUAUUAAUAAAAUGUGACUCCUCUUUUCCAAA